GCCGUGUCGGCGGCGACGGCGUCGGCGUCGGCAGCAGUGUCGGCGGCGGCGGCGGCGGGUGGGAAAUGGCGGAGUAUUUGGCUUCCAUUUUCGGCACUGAGAAAGACAAGGUCAACUGUUCAUUUUAUUUCAAAAUUGGAGCAUGUCGUCAUGGAGACAGAUGCUCUCGGUUGCACAAUAAACCGACCUUUAGCCAGACCAUUGCCCUCUUGAACAUUUACCGUAACCCUCAAAACUCUUCCCAGUCUGCUGACGGUUUGCGCUGUGCCGUGAGCGACGUGGAGAUGCAGGAACACUAUGAUGAGUUUUUUGAGGAGGUUUUCACGGAAAUGGAGGAGAAGUACGGAGAAGUUGAGGAGAUGAACGUCUGCGAUAAUCUUGGAGACCAUCUAGUUGGAAAUGUGUAUGUCAAGUUUCGCCGUGAAGAGGACGCAGAAAAGGCUGUGAUUGACUUAAAUAACCGCUGGUUUAACGGACAGCCGAUUCACGCGGAGCUCUCCCCUGUGACUGACUUUAGAGAAGCCUGUUGCCGCCAGUACGAAAUGGGAGAGUGUACACGGGGAGGCUUCUGCAAUUUCAUGCAUCUGAAGCCCAUUUCCAGAGAGCUGCGGCGGGAGCUGUACGGGCGCCGUCGCAAGAAGCAUAGAUCUCGGUCCCGGUCUCGUGAACGUCGGUCUAGAUCGAGAGACCGUGGUCGUGGUGGAGGUGGCGGCGGCGGCGGAGGUGGUGGGGGACGGGAGCGUGAUAGGCGGCGAUCGAGAGACCGUGAGAGAUCUGGGCGAUUCUGAGCCAUGCCAUUUUUACCGUAUGUCUGCUAGAAAGUGUUGUAGUUGAUUGACCAAACCAGUUCAUAAAUGGGAAUUUUUUUUAAAAAACAAAAAAAAAAAAACACAAAGAUGGGUUUCUGAAUAAAAUUUGUAGUGAUACAGUA
Molecule: messenger RNA, 931 nt
Organism: Loxodonta africana (African savanna elephant)
Lineage: Eukaryota; Metazoa; Chordata; Mammalia; Proboscidea; Elephantidae
Gene: U2AF1
Product: U2 small nuclear RNA auxiliary factor 1
Exons: 8
Coding region: 66-788 (240 amino acids)
Biological process (GO): mRNA splicing, via spliceosome
Cellular component (GO): U2AF complex; spliceosomal complex
Molecular function (GO): pre-mRNA 3'-splice site binding; metal ion binding
Source: RefSeq, a predicted model, not a curated record